Messenger RNA from Aspergillus alliaceus, 2056 nucleotides. Its product is annotated as putative potassium transporter. Gene Ontology annotation, cellular component: plasma membrane. NCBI's taxonomy places the organism in Eukaryota, Fungi, Ascomycota, Eurotiomycetes, Eurotiales, Aspergillaceae. The transcript is spliced from 4 exons. The record is from RefSeq and is a predicted model, not a curated record. Gene Ontology annotation, biological process: potassium ion import across plasma membrane; intracellular potassium ion homeostasis. Gene Ontology annotation, molecular function: high-affinity potassium ion transmembrane transporter activity. The coding region runs from base 58 to 1860 and encodes 600 amino acids.
UAGGUGGACCUAUCUUCCUUAAAUACUUUUCAGCAAGCUAUUCUUUUCACGCUCCUGAUGCUGGGGCACGCUAUCCCCAUCUCUAUCGCUGUUCUGCUCGUGCGGAAAAAGGCCUUUGAAUCAAAACUGAAAGGCCUCUCAAAAAGGUUGGCUCAGGAUAGGGAGUCACGUCCCACGUCCGAAUUUGACAUGCCGCCCAAAGGAGCGGGCGCCACGGUUGCCAAUGGGCAGCCUUCAAACCCGGAUGCCAGUUGUGACAACAAGGUAUCCGAGAUAAGUGAAGCCAGUCUCGUAGAGAAACCGACCGAAUUGAGGGGCGACGACCAUAUUAAAUGGUCUGACGACGAUCAAAUAACGAUAGGUGCACGACCACGCUCGCGCCAUCAGAACCAUCGAGUAUUCCCCAUGGUGGGAGUCGGCGCUCGGCCUGACUUGAUUAACCAUCCGAAAGAUGCCCCCCAAAAUCUGCCUUUGAGGGAGGACGAUGACGUCCAUCGGCUGAAGGGCAUGAUCCAAGGAACACAGAAGUACUUCGCCUCUAAGGGGCUCAUUUCGCGGAACUCUCAGUUCCAUGGCCUCACCGCCGACGAACGCGAGAGACUUGGGGGAGUUGAGUAUAAGGCUGUCUCGUUUGUGGCAGUGAUAGUCGCUCUUUACUGGUUAAUGUUCCUGCUCGUGGGCAUUAUUGGAAUGGGGGGCUGGCUCAAAGCAAACCAUCCAGAAAUCACUCGGACGAACGGUCUCUCCCCGUUCUGGACAGGAGCCUUUUUUGCUGUCUCUGCAUUUGUCAACAGCGGGAUGUCCCUUCUGGACGCAAAUAUGGUUGCACUGCAGAAGAAUGUGUACCCGCUUCUCACCAUGGGUCUCCUGAUUCUCGCCGGGAACACCCUUUAUCCCUGCUUCUUGCGGUUUAUAAUCUGGGCUAUGAGGCGCAUGAUUCCAGAUGGUCCGGCAUGGAAGACAUGGAGGACUACUUUAGACUUUAUCCUGGAUCAUCCCAGAAGGGUCUAUACCAACCUUUUCCCGAGACGCCACACUUGGUAUCUGCUGGGAACCAUCAUUGUCCUGAAUGGCAUUGAUUGGGCCGGUUUCGAGAUCCUCGCAAUCGGAAAUGAACAGAUCGAACAACUGCCGGCAGGCUACCGAAUUUUGGAUGGUUUGUUCCAAGCAUUAGCCGUACGCUCUGGAGGUUUCUACGUCGUAACCAUCUCCGAACUUCGACAGGGGUUGCUCGUGUUAUACGUCCUCAUGAUGUACGUCUCCGCGUUCCCCGUGCUCGUCACCAUGAGGAACACCAACGUCUAUGAAGAACGCUCCCUGGGCGUCUAUGCCCAUGAGGGCGCAGAAUAUGACGCCGACGAUCAAGCCACACCGGGUCUCUUCGUUCGCCUGGUCCGACACCACCUUCUCGGACGGCAAGAUGUCUCUACCACCGAAGGCUCCCGUAGCUAUUUCGUCCACCAACAGCUACGCUCCCAACUCAGCCACGACAUCUGGUGGAUUGCCCUAGCAGUCCUCUUCAUUUCCAUCGCUGAAUCGUCUAAUUUCAACCGCGACCCCGUGAACUACUCUACCUUUAACAUCAUCUUCGAGGUUGUCUCCGCCUACGGUUGCGUCGGCGUUAGUGUCGGCUACCCCGGCAAGAACAGCUCCUUCUGCAGUGCUUGGCAUACUAUUAGCAAAUUGAUCCUGGCGGCAGUUACAUUGCGUGGCCGUCAUCGUGGUCUCCCCGUUGCUAUUGACCAGGCUGUCAUGUUGCCGAGUGAUUCCCUUGCCUGGGCCGAAGAGGAAGAUGCCGCGCUGAGACGGGAGAAAUCUCGUGCUUGGGGGGCUGAUAGGAUGCCCGUUGGGGCUGUUUGAGGUUUCUGUUUGCAGAGAACAGCAUGUGGAAUCCUUGUUUUGGUGAACAUGCUGCAUUCUUGAAAAUUUCUUAACACAGAUUGGAUUUUGGUUUUCUUUCAUGUUCUUGAUUUGAUAUUGUAUUUCCGGCUUUCCGGCUUUCUAACUUUCUGGCUUUCUGGCUUAAUUGUUCGUUCGAUUUAAGUUGUUAAUGUAU